Electrophorus electricus (electric eel) is the source of this 1655-nucleotide messenger RNA. RefSeq lists its product as uncharacterized. The record is from RefSeq and is a predicted model, not a curated record. NCBI's taxonomy places the organism in Eukaryota, Metazoa, Chordata, Actinopteri, Gymnotiformes, Gymnotidae.
UCACUGUUCUGCUUGUGAGUCUUGUGUGAAACAAACGAGAGCGUUCACCUCAGAUAAGUUCAGCGUUUUACCUGAUACGCGUUUGUUAGCGGGCUAGAUUUACUACAGUCUGGAAAACAGACCAGCGAUAAAAGCAUUAAUGCAUCGCUGUGUGAAAUAACAGCUUUAGUCUAUUUAGGGUUAGCACAGACACAACGGUCGCUAGCUAGCGACAUAGCUAACCUAGCCUCGCUAUCCAGCUAACGUGGGCAAAGAAAUUACAUUGAUUUGGGCAAAUAAGCGCUUAUACUCGUCUAUACUCAAUAUAAGCGCUUAUAUGGUCUUAUAUACGCGUCUACACUCAAUAUAAUUUUAACUCCCACAUCGAUCAAAUAUGGAAUUCAGUGAGUUCCCCUCCACAUCAAAUGGACAGGCACUUCUGCAGAAAUGGGAAAACGGAGUAGUUGAAACGUCGUCGGAUUAUUUACUCAGUAAACGGAAACGCAGUGACCCAAAUAACAUGGACGGAAGUGCUGGCAGCAGAUGCAACAGCUCGAGUUGUGUUUCUAUUAAAGAAACAAAAAAAACAAGCAGCUUUGUCAUGAUUGAUGGUCAGAGGGGUGUAUAUUACUCCGAGACCUGGAAGCCCAACGGAGGCACUCUGUAUCUGCCUGUGAGUGGUGGUGUUUUGGCCAACAUGGCCAAGUAUGACCAAAUCAGCUUUGAGCAGGGCUGCUUCUGCAUAGGCGACGCUAUGGGGAGAUUCCAAAACAAAGCUCAAGGUCAAGCAGUCCACUGCUGGAGAUACAGCGUAGUGGAGAAGAAGCUUUUCAUCGCCCUCACUUACUUCUUCACAAACUUCCAAGUCUUCCAGGAGGUGCUGCACGCUCUAGAGUGCCUGUAAGGAGCCGUCACGUCCACCGGAUCCCAGCAAUGCAGAACUCUUCAAACAGAACCUCAGUCAUAACAACGAUCCUACAUUAUAGCACCACUCUUACAGUGUACCAGUGAUAACAGUUUAAUGUAAUGUGUAAUGGUGUAUUGAUACUCUGUAGUGACAUAAUGGAAACCAGUAUGCGUGCAUACAAGGCCAGUACAGAAGACCAGUUGCACUGUGACAGUGCUGGUGUGAGAGAUACCUGUCCUUGCUCUUCAGGGUGAGCUGUGAGCCAGCACGCAGGUCCGCUCCACCCACCUGGUGUUCAGUGUUCUUUAUUGCUAGGUUCAGACCGGUGGCACCCCAGGGGCAGGAUUGUCCCUUCGCAGGCAUCUGGACGUGUGGUCUGAAUGAUUCUGUGCAUCUGCUCUGUACAUGUUAGUAUUGUAUGGAGCAUGUAGGAGUGAGGAUGCGCGAAUACUCAGCAGUACCUCUGAGGACGACCCUGUUUGUGUACACACAACCUCAUUCACUGGAGCUUCUUUCUGUAUAAAAAAUCCAUUUUUUUAUGCUUACACCAUGUUCAGCUUUGUUUUGAAUCAACUCCACCUGCAUUUUAAGCAGGCUUUCUGCAGGAGUGUAUGUAUGCACAUAAUUUGCUUGUUUUUAAAUAUUGUCUGGGCUUCAGAGCGCUUGGUUCUGCCCUGGUACACUUGGUUGUAACAAGGACAUGUUUACAGUGCAAAGUAUGCCAGUUUUCUUACUUUUGAAUUUAAUUAAAGCCUUUUUGUAGUGGUUA